AAAUAUUUACCUUUUCGCUGUCUGGAAGAUUAGGCCGAGGCAUCCGCCUCCAAACCGUUUCAGUUCAGUAUUGUUUUGCCCACCUAAGAUCAUGCCGCAGAAGAUCGUUAUAGUGACGGGAUUCGGGCCGUUUGUGGGUCACGAGGAGCGUAACGCUAGCUGGGAAGCGGUCAACCUUUUGCCCGAUGUGUUCCCGUUUCGGAAAGAUACGUACGAGCUGCGCAAGUAUAAGGUGCCGGUGACGUACGCGGAAGUGGAUCGUAUCGUCCCACACAUCUGGAACCAACAACCGGACCUGGUAGUGCACGUAGGUGUGCAUGGCCAAAUCCAUACUAUUAAUCUGGAACAUUGCUCAUACACAUCCGGAUACUGCAAACCAGAUUUCGCCAAACGCUGUUUGCCGUGCGAUAAGAUAACGCUCAGCGGAAAGCAUGCGGCCGAACCGGAAUGUACGAUGCUGAAAACGAACCUGGACAUUGAGCGAAUCGCUAAAGAGCUAAAUCUGGAAACGAAUGUGCAAUGUUGCUGCUCAACAGAAGUCGGAAACUACCUGUGCGGGUACAUAUAUCUCAAAUCGCUCGAUGUAAAUCCCGACAGGACGCUGUUCAUACAUGUACCGAAGGUAGAUGAACCGUACAGCUCGGAGCAAACGAUGGCGACAAUCUAUAAUGUGAUCGGGAAGUGUUUGGAACAGCUCCCCGCUGAGCGGAAGCUACCAUGAUUAGAUGAGCCUGCCGCUAAACGACCACGACCGAACCUCAAACGAAUGAUAUUCAUUGUUUUGUUUGCAAUGUUUUAAUUUAUCCAAUGAACCGUUCCCCGGACCACAGGGGGAACGAUGAAUGAUACAUGAACGCAAUGUGCUUUUAUGUUUUAAACGUUUGGUGCAAAACGUACUAACAGCCAUAACUUACUUGCUAACGCGCUGGUUAAUGAUGAAAUAAUAAAGUGACAAUCUGUACGAUUUGCCGAUCGCAAAAUGG
This is a messenger RNA of Anopheles stephensi (Asian malaria mosquito), 983 nucleotides long. RefSeq names its product pyroglutamyl-peptidase 1. NCBI's taxonomy places the organism in Eukaryota, Metazoa, Arthropoda, Insecta, Diptera, Culicidae. The record is from RefSeq and is a predicted model, not a curated record. The transcript has 3 exons. Gene Ontology annotation, molecular function: pyroglutamyl-peptidase activity. The coding region runs from base 92 to 721 and encodes 209 amino acids. Gene Ontology annotation, biological process: proteolysis. Gene Ontology annotation, cellular component: cytosol.